UGUCAUAUAACAUGCGUGGUUUUGUGAUGGUUGAUAUGAGAUAUUUUAAAAAUUAAAGCUAUUAUAUGUUAACACUGAACUAUGACGGCAGAUAGUAAUCAAAGCGAUAACGCUAGCGCAGCAUCGGACGAAGAAGUGGAAACAGAAGAACAACCAGUUGAGGAUCAAAAUGAAGAAAAUGAAGAAGAAACAGUCACGUUCAAAGACUUGGGUGUAGUCGACGUGUUAUGUGAAGCAUGCGCUGAACUAAAAUGGAAGAAUCCGUCAAAGAUUCAAAAGGAAUCCAUCCCAGUUGCCUUACAGGGCAAAGACAUAAUUGGGUUAGCGGAGACAGGAUCUGGCAAGACUGGCGCAUUCGCUCUUCCCAUCCUUCAGGCGCUUUUGGAGAACCCGCAAAGAUAUUUUGCACUUAUAUUGACACCUACACGCGAGUUAGCAUUCCAGAUUUCAGAACAGUUUGAAGCAUUAGGUGCUAGCAUAGGAGUUAAAUGUGCUGUGAUAGUUGGGGGCAUGGAUAUGGUUGCACAAGCAUUGACACUGUCGAAAAAACCUCACAUCAUUAUCGCUACUCCUGGCAGACUUGUUGACCAUCUUGAAAACACAAAAGGAUUCAAUUUAAAAGCUUUGAAGUAUCUUGUUAUGGAUGAAGCAGACCGCAUCCUGAACAUGGAUUUUGAAGUUGAAGUGGACAAGAUACUUCGCGUAAUCCCGCGCGAGCGACGCACUUACCUCUUCUCUGCCACAAUGACUAAAAAAGUACAGAAAUUACAGAGAGCUUCACUGCAGGACCCUGUCAAAGUUGAAGUGUCAACAAAGUACCAAACAGUUGAAAAACUACAGCAGUACUAUAUCUUUAUACCUGUAAAGUAUAAGGAUGUAUACCUGGUGCACAUCCUCAACGAGAUGUCCGGCAAGUCCAUGAUAGUGUUCGUGUCGACGUGCGCGGGCGCGUUGCGAGCGGCGCUGUUGCUGCGCGCGCUGGGCGUGUCUGCGGUGCCGCUGCACGGACAGAUGUCGCAGCACAAGCGCCUCGCCGCACUCAACAAGUUCAAAAGCAAAAACCGCUCUGUGCUCAUAUGUACUGAUGUAGCCUCGAGAGGUCUGGACAUCCCGCAUGUAGAUGUGGUGAUUAACCUGGACAUACCAUUGCACAGUAAAGAUUACAUUCACCGAGUGGGCCGUACAGCGAGAGCUGGUCGUUCUGGGAAAGCUAUCACUUUUGUUACCCAGUAUGAUGUGGAACUGUAUCAACGCAUUGAACAGCUCAUAGGAAAGCAGCUGCCAAUUUACAAGACAGAAGAGAGUGAAGUUAUGGUACUCCAGGAACGUGUUGCAGAAGCCCAACGUCUCACUAAGAUUGAAAUGAAAGAAUUGGAGGACAAGAAGGGAGGGAAGCGCGGGAAGCGCGGCGUCGACUCCGACGACGACACGGAGGAGGCGGCGGGCGUGCGGCGCCGCAUCAAGGGCAAGCCGGCCGCCCGGCACGGCGGCAAGAGGAAGAAACGAUGAAUAUAUCACUACAUUCAA
Messenger RNA from Vanessa atalanta (red admiral), 1527 nucleotides. It is a transcript of the gene pths, whose product is annotated as probable ATP-dependent RNA helicase DDX47. The transcript is spliced from 8 exons. The record is from RefSeq and is a predicted model, not a curated record. Gene Ontology annotation, molecular function: ATP binding; nucleic acid binding; RNA helicase activity. NCBI's taxonomy places the organism in Eukaryota, Metazoa, Arthropoda, Insecta, Lepidoptera, Nymphalidae. The coding region runs from base 82 to 1509 and encodes 475 amino acids.